Molecule: messenger RNA, 1534 nt
Organism: Prorocentrum cordatum
Lineage: Eukaryota; Dinophyceae; Prorocentrales; Prorocentraceae
Source: the annotation of a GenBank genome assembly
GGCCAGUCGGGGCAAGUUUGGGCGUUCGAGUUCCUGGCGUGACGCGCAAAGCAGUAUCACGUGUGUUUUUUGUCUGCCCUGCAGGUGCCUCCGCAUUCCGCAGCCAUCUGGGCUCCUGGCACGCUGCAGUGAUGGGGGCCGCCAGCGCCCGCUGCCUCCGAGACAAUGAUGCCUGCGGCCAGGGCGGCGCCGCCGCCGCUGGCGGCUCGCCUGCUCCUGUUCGCGGUGGCCGCGCCGCUGCUCCCCACGGGCGCCGCCCGCGGGGCUUGCCACUGCGGCUGCUGUGAGGUGGAGGUGCGCCGCGGCCAGGACUCCCUCGAGGGCAGCGGGCGGCUCGAGUGCACGUACGCGGAGCCCGGACUGCGAUACGCCUCGCCGUUCAGAGCUCCGGCAGCUGCGUGCGAGAGCUUGUGCCUCCGGCCCGCCGCGGAUCAAGUGCUGACCGCGGUCGAGGCCCCCGACAUGGACACGCAGCGCUUCUGCUUUUUCGAGUGCAAGCCGUCGCGCAACAUCACGGAGGGUGCUGGCAAGGAAGCGCCCCGCCGCGGAGCGCAGCGACCAGAUUGGCGGGGCGCCGCCUGCGAGCCCCUCGGCCUGCUGGAGGCGCAGGAGGUGCGGGACCCGAGCGGCAACGCGCUGCCUCCCAUGGAGCAGGCGCACCUGGUCGCCAGCUUCCUCCCCGGAGGUGCGCGGGGAUCCGCGUCUGCCGCGGGCGGCCCCGCGUCCAGGCAGCCUGGCCCAACCGCCGAGCGGCCCGAGGGCGAGAGGUUCGGAGCGGCGCUGGCGGCCCUGCGGGCGCAGGGCGCGCAGCUGGCGGAGCUCGCGGGGCGCGCCACGGAGGCGGCCGCCGAGGCGGCCCAGGCCGCGAGGCGCACGGAGGAGCUGUCGUCCAGGGAGGAUGCCGCGCUCUCUGCCGGACGCGCAGCCGUGGAGGACGCCAGGCGCGCUGCGCAGCGGGCCCUGCGGGCCGAGUCGCAGGCCCGGGCGCUGCGCGACCGGGUGCGGCAGGAGGUCCGGCAGGAGGCGUUCGGCAUGGUGCCGCAGGUCCUCCGCUCGGUGCGGAGGGAGGCGCUGGCGGAGGCGGGGCGCCCGGCGCGGCGGCAGGCCAUCUCGGGCUCCAGCGCCGAGUUGGCAGCCGCGCGGGCCUGAGAGAAGAGCCGCCGGGGAAGUGCAGAAACUCAGAAAACAAACCAAUCCGAGGGUGCCUGCGCUGGGCCGCAUGUUUCGGAUCCUUCGUGCCAGCGCGCGCACGACGUCAUGGCGAUAAUAGUGCAAGACGAGGGGCUCGAAGAUGCUCGCGUGUACGACCGCACGCGCGCCGGGCAAGUGCUAGGGAUUGGUUGCCAGGGUCGUUGUAUUUUACAGCGGGUAUGGGAAUGGCAGGGUAGUUGUUGCAUGGCAUGUUUUGCCGUGCGCUCUAUGGGCUCAGAGAGACAUUGCGGGGCCCGUCCAGCGAUGUGUACUACGUGAUUGGCGACCGCCUUGGAGCGAAGCUUUGCCCAAUAGCAGUGAAAUGAUAGCUGGUUUUGCGAGG